AUGGAGUUUGCUCCAUGUAUUUGGAUUUGGUUUGAAAGUGGGGCAUCUGCUCUGGGUGUUAUGUUGCUGGGUAGCAGCAUCUAUGGUUUCCAUGAACUGGUUCAUUAAUGGUGAAUAUAAGGGUGCCAAGGCGAGUCUCCUCGAUGAUAGUAGCAGCAAGAUGUGGUUCAAAUUCCCAAACUACAGCUUCAAGAUCCACCAUCAAUACUAUCAGUAUGUGGGUUCCAAGAGAAUCAGCAAGACUUGGUGGAGGAAACUCUUGUUUUCAUGGGUGAUUGUUUGGGUUUUGGCUUCUGUUUUCAUCUUCCUUUAUAUGAGCUCUCAAGCUACUGAGAAGAGGAAGGAGACACUGGCUAGCAUGUGUGACGAGAGAGCUAGGAUGCUGCAGGAUCAGUUUAAUAUAAGCAUGAACCAUAUCCAGGCUAUCUCCAUUUUGAUCUCAACUUUCCACCAUGGCAAAAGUAUCUCUGCUAUUGAUCAGAGAACUUUUGCGAAGUACGCCGAACGAACUGCUUUUGAGAGGCCCCUUACAAGUGGUGUGGCAUAUGCUGUGAGGGUGUUCCACUCGGAAAGGGAACAAUUUGAGAAGCAACAGGGCUGGACUAUUAAGAGGAUGGAUACUCUUGAACAAGAUCCAGUUCAUAAGGAUGACUACAAUCCCGACCUCUUCGAACCGUCACCAAUUCAGGAAGAAUAUGCUCCUGUUAUCUUUGCGCAGGAUGUCGUAUCACAUGUGGUUUCUAUUGAUAUGCUGUCGGGAAAGGAAGAUAGCAAGAAUGUAUUGCGUGCGAGGAAAUCGGGAAAAGGGGUGCUAACAGCUCCUUUUAGGUUACUAAAAACAAAUCGUCUUGGAGUUAUUUUGACAUUUGCAGUCUACAAGAGGGGUCUUCCCUCAAAUGCAACUCCUAAUGAGAGGAUUCAAGCAACUGAUGGGUAUCUCGGUGGAGUGUUCGAUAUUGAGUCACUUGUGGAGAAAUUACUACAACAGCUUGCGAGUAAACAAACUAUCCUCGUGAAUGUAUUGGAUACAACUAAUCAGUCUUACCCUAUAAGUAUGUAUGGCUCAAAUGCUUCAGAUGACGGCCUGGAGCACGUCAGCCACCUUAAUUUCGGAGAUCCUUUCAGAAAGCAUGAGAUGCGCUGCAGGUUUAAGCAAAAGCCACCAUAUCCAUGGUUAGCAAUAACCACUUCAAUUGGCAUCCUCAUGAUUGCAUUACUUGUUGGCCAUAUAUUCAGCGCAACUGUUAAUCGAAUUGCCAAGGUGGAAGAUGACUGCCAUAAGAUGAUGAAACUCAAAAAACAGGCCGAGGCAGCUGGUGUUGCCAAAUCUCAGUUCCUUGCAACUGUUUCCCAUGAGAUCAGAACCCCAAUGAAUGGUGUUCUAGGAAUGUUGCAUAUGCUUAUGGACACGGAUCUAGAUGUUACACAACUAGAUUAUGUCAGAACUGCUCAAGCUAGUGGAAAGGCUCUGGUUACACUUAUAAAUGAGGUUUUGGAUCAGGCUAAAAUCGAAUCUGGUAAGCUAGAGCUCGAGGAAGUGCGGUUUGAUCUACGAGCAGUCUUGGAUGAUGUGUUGUCACUGUUUUCUGGGAAAGUUCAAGACAAAGGAGUAGAGUUGGCAGUUUACAUUUCUGAUCAAGUGCCCGAAGUGCUAACUGGUGAUCCCGGGAGAUUCAGACAAAUCAUCAUCAAUCUCAUGGGGAACUCCAUUAAAUUCACGGAGAAAGGACACAUCCUGGUCACAGUUCAUCUUGUGGAAGAGGUGAUUGGUUCGAUAGAAGGCAAGACAGAAUCUUCAUCAAAGAACACCUUGAGUGGUUUUCCUGUUGCAGAAAGACGCCAGAGCUGGAAAGGAUUUAGAACUUUCAGUCUAGAAGGAUCCAUGCAUCCUUUCUCCGACAGCAUUAAUCUUAUCGUGUCAGUUGAAGAUACAGGAGAAGGGAUCCCUUUAGAAGCACAGUCUGGUGUUUUCACCCCUUUUAUGCAAGUUGACCCUUCUAUUUUCCGGACACAUGGCGGCACGGGUAUUGGACUUAGCAUAAGCAAGUGUUUGGUUAAUCUGAUGAAAGGAGAAAUUGGUUUCGUUAGCAUUCCGAAGAUUGGGUCCACCUUUACAUUUACUGCUGUUUUCACCAGCAGCUCCUCUAGUUCAAAGAAGAACAAGAGCCAGCAAAUCAACAUCUAUUCUAACUCUGUUUCUUCCCAGUUUGAUGGGAUGAGAGCAUUAGUUAUGGAUCCUCGGCCUGUCCGGGCCAAGGUGGCAAAAUAUCAUAUACAACGGCUAGGAAUCGAUGUUAAAAUAGUUUGUAAAUGGGAACAAGGUUUAUUCUUCAUAAGAAAGGGGAGUAUAAACAUGGUUCUCAUCGAACAAGAAGUUUGGGAUAAGGGUCUGAAUGGUUCAGCUCACUUUUUCGAUAACUUGGACAAGAUGAAUCGUGGUACUCCUCCAAAGGUAUUUCUUCUGUCUAAUUCUAUAAGCUCUUCCAGAGCAAAUACUACUACUACUGGUGUUCGUAACUUGACCGUGGUCCCAAAGCCCUUGAGGGCUAGCAUGUUAGCCGCAUCUCUACAACAAGCAAUGGGUGAUGGGAACAAAGGAAAUCCAUGUAAUGGGGAGUUACCUCGAGCGCCUCUUCAAAACCUUCUUAUUGGGAGAAAUAUUCUAAUCGUAGAUGACAAUAAUGUGAAUCUAAAAGUAGCUGCUGGUGCAUUGAAAAAAUAUGGAGCCGAUGUGGUUACUGCUGCAAGAGGAAUAAAAGCCAUUGAACUGCUCACACCACCUCACCAGUUUGAUGCCUGUUUCAUGGAUAUCCAAAUGCCAGAAAUUGACGGGUUUGAAGCUACAAGGAGAAUUCGGGAAAUCGAAAAGAAUAUCAAUAAUCACAUUCACUUUGGCGAAGUAUCAGUGGAAGCUUAUAACAAUGUUUCAAACUGGCAUGUAGCCAUCUUAGCUAUGACUGCAGAUGUUAUCCAGGCUACGCAUGAGGAAUGCCUAAGGUGUGGAAUGGAUGGAUACGUAUCAAAACCAUUCGAAGCGGAGCAAUUAUACCGCGAAGUUUCACGUUUUUUUCAGUAAGCAUCAGAUCACAAUCUUUCUGGAAGAUUUCUGCUCAUGACAUGCCGAUGGCAUCAAAAUAUAGGACUGCCCCUGCUCCGACAUUACUUCGGGAUACCAUAAUAAAUUCCGAUUCUUUCGCAAGGAAACAUAUGCUUCAUUGCAGGAGUGUACAUCAAAAACCUUUUGAUAUAUUUUUUUGCUGGCAAAGUCCGAGUUCAAAGAAUUGAGGAUUUGCUUGCUAUCCCAGCAAUAGAAGAGGGGAUCGUUCCUUUGUAUAUUUUAGCUGCAAUAAAAAUGCUAGACGUGGUAUUUUUGUAUUAGGGUUUUUUAUAAAGAGAUUGUUUAAACUAGGAAUCCUUGUACGGUGACAACAAUGUAUCGGUUUGUGUGAU
This is a messenger RNA of Hibiscus syriacus, 3450 nucleotides long. RefSeq names its product histidine kinase 3-like. NCBI's taxonomy places the organism in Eukaryota, Viridiplantae, Streptophyta, Magnoliopsida, Malvales, Malvaceae. Gene Ontology annotation, biological process: phosphorelay signal transduction system; phosphorylation. Gene Ontology annotation, molecular function: phosphorelay sensor kinase activity. The record is from RefSeq and is a predicted model, not a curated record. The transcript has 11 exons. The coding region runs from base 83 to 3076 and encodes 997 amino acids.